UAUAGAUUUGUGUUUUCGAAAUCAGUCAACAAAAUUAUUUUAAUGUAUAAUUGUUAAAAAUUAACAAGUGGGGAGAAUUAUUGAUAGUUUUUCUUUUUAUUAAUUUAAUUGAAAAUUGCGUGGGAAAGAAAAAUUUUCAAAAAUCGUCUGCUAAUCACAAUUUGAUCGCGAGUUUUUAAAAUAUAGAUUUUUAGUUUUUAGAAAAUGUGUUUUGUCAAAAAUAGAUGUUAAAGAUGAUAAUUAGAACGUACAGAUAUUUUUUUACAAUUAAACAAAUAACGGGAAUUGGAAACAUUCGACAAAUAUCGACUUUUGAUAAAAGCAGAACGAAAGAAUACGAAAGUCGAAAAUUAAUUGGAUUUUCAAUGGAACAAAUGUAUAAUGUUGUUGCCGAUGUGGAGAAUUAUAAAAAUUUUGUACCAUUUUGUAAAAUGUCAACAAUAAUUGAAAAAACAAAGGAUUAUAAAAAGGCAAAACUUGUUAUUGGUUUUCCGCCAAUUAAUGAAAGUUAUUUAUCAAAAGUAACAACAAUUCAUUCACGUUUAGUUAAAGCCGAAUGUACUGAUGGCAAAUUAUUUGAUCAUUUAAAUACAUUAUGGAUAUUUAGUCCUGGUUUAAAAAAUAAUUCACAAACAUGCCUCGUUGAUAUUUCAAUAUCAUUUGAAUUUCGUUCAAUAUUCUAUUCGCAUGUGGCGAAUUUAUUUUUCAAUGAAAUUGUACGACAAAUGGAAAAUGCAUUUGUUCAAGAGGCAAAAAAACGUUAUGGACGACCUUGCAUUAAAACUGUUCGUCUUGAACGGUGAUUUUGUAGAAAAAAUUACUUUUUUUUUUGUUUUUUUUUUUUUUUAAUUUUAUGACAAUUUUUUUAAAAAAAUUUUCUUUAAAUUUUCUUCUUUGGAAAAUUUGAUAUUUUAAAAUAGUAUUUAAAUGUGGAUUUUUUUAAAAUUGAUUUUUGAACAUAUUUAAUUUUUUUUUUUUUCAUGAAAAUAGAAUAUUAAAAUAAUUUUUCGAUGGAUUUUUUUUUUUUUUUAGUGAAAUUUGUAAAUAAUUGUUAAUUAAUUUUAAAAGAGAAAUGAAUGACUGUUUAACACUAUUAUUGACACGCACAAAAAAAAAGAAGUUUAUAAAUAAAUAAAUAAUUUAAUAAAUA
This is a messenger RNA of Leptopilina boulardi, 1150 nucleotides long. Its product is annotated as coenzyme Q-binding protein COQ10 homolog B, mitochondrial. Bases 225 to 803 code for a protein of 192 amino acids. Lineage: Eukaryota; Metazoa; Arthropoda; Insecta; Hymenoptera; Figitidae. The record is from RefSeq and is a predicted model, not a curated record. Gene Ontology annotation, biological process: ubiquinone biosynthetic process; cellular respiration. Gene Ontology annotation, cellular component: mitochondrion. The transcript is spliced from 3 exons. Gene Ontology annotation, molecular function: ubiquinone binding.